AUGGCACGUGGUCCAAAGAAGCAUUUAAAGCGUGUGGCAGCUCCAUCCAAUUGGAUGUUGGACAAGUUAACAGGUGUAUAUGCACCUCGUCCAUCAAGUGGUCCACAUAAACUAAGAGAAUGUAUUCCAUUGGCAAUUUUACUCCGUAAUAGAUUAAAGUUUGCUUUAACGUAUACUGAAGCAAAGUAUAUUGUAAUGCAACGUCUUAUUAAGGUUGAUGGAAAGGUCAGAACUGAUAUCUGCUUCCCAUUAGGUUUGAUGGAUGUUGUAAGCAUUGACCGUGUUGGAAAGAAUAUACGUAUUAUGUAUGACACAAAAGGUAGAUUUGUCCCAGUCCAAAUUGAUGCUAAAGAGGCAGGAUUUAAGCUAUGUAAAGUAACUAAGGUUGCUCUUGGAGCAAAGGGUAUUCCAACUGCCACAACCAAUGACGCUCGUACUUUGAGAUACAUCCACCCAGACGUCAAGGCAAAUGAUACUGUUAAAGUUGAUUUGGCUACAGGAAAGGUAUUGGAUUUUAUCAAAUGUGAAGUUGGUAACAUGUGUAUGGUUACUGGUGGUAGAUCUCAGGGUCGUGUUGGUACCAUUACUCACUUUGAGAGAAAGAUGGGUGCUCAAUGUAUCGUCACUAUUCGUGAUCAAAAAGGUGCCACUUUUGCCACUCUAAUGAAAAAUAUCUUUGUUAUUGGAGAGGAGGGUAAAUCUUUGGUCACUCUUCCAAAGGACAAAGGUAUUAGAUUAUCAAAUGUGGAGGACAGAAAUUUGAGAAUGAAGAAGCACAGGAACUAA
Molecule: messenger RNA, 786 nt
Organism: Cryptosporidium ubiquitum
Lineage: Eukaryota; Apicomplexa; Conoidasida; Eucoccidiorida; Cryptosporidiidae
Product: ribosomal protein S4
Exons: 3
Coding region: 1-786 (261 amino acids)
Biological process (GO): translation
Cellular component (GO): ribosome; cytosolic small ribosomal subunit
Molecular function (GO): RNA binding; structural constituent of ribosome
Source: RefSeq, a predicted model, not a curated record